UGACCGGAUGUACAUGGAAUGUACAGCAGGAAAUGCUAACCGCAUUAGCUAACCAUCCAUAUCGAGGUCUCCACUCUCACCGGCACACGAAUUGUCUAAUUCUGGAAUCAUCAUCAGCCAAAAUGAGUGCUGCUCCCAACCACAGACGGACCAAGCCUGGUGGCGUGAAGACAGGCUAUCCAGGCCAAGCCCCCGCCAACGGUGUUACGGGACCCACUUCCCAGAUCCCCGGGCUGUGCCAGGAAGCCACUGAGGGGGCUCCUGAGGCCAGGACCAGUGGAAGGCGUGUGGGAAUAUUCGACUCCGACUCCGACUAUGUCAAACUUGCCAAAGGAGGGGGACAGAAGGGUUUACUGUGGCAUGAGGACAACAAGGAGGAGGCUAGGCCUAAUAAAUCCUACAACUCGCCUGAUUGGUUCUCAGCUGAAUCUCAGAGCGGAAGUAAAGCAGCAUCCCCUGAUGAUUGUCAAGGAUACGGCAAAAGGCAACCUCUAGCUGCUCCCUUCGGUACUGAUGAUAUUUCAGCCUGGGAAAGGGAGAGCGAUAGCUAUAAAGAGAAGAACCCCACAGUCACUGAUGCGUCCAGCCAGAUGGAGAACAUGUCUCUAAGCCAAGGUGGUUAUAUGGAGAUCAACAAAUACAAGAAGACUCAAAGUGAUUUUACUAUGGACAGGUCCGUUGAGAAGAAAACUGCUCCUGUGAGCAUGUCCAAGCUGCUGAGCUUUGGCUACAUAGAGGAUGAGAAGAAGUCCACCAACGAGGAUGACUGCUCAAGUGUGACCUCUGAACAGACGAGCACCAUCGCACCUGAGGAUGAAGACCUGGAAUAGGGAGAAGAACAGAAGAGGUCCAUCUGGGGUAGAAAACAACAGUGGAUACACACACCCACACAUGCCAUUCACUCUACGGUGUGUUCUCUCUCUCUCUCUCUCUCUCUCUCUCUCUCUCUCUCUCUCUGAGUGACACACUUUCUCUCAUUACGGCACAUCCCAACUGUUAUGUUUUGUAUUUAUGCAACGGUACCUUCUCUGUUUCAUUCAUUUAUUUAUUUAUUUCUUUGUCUUUUGUUUCUUACGCCGUGUAAAUGUUGUUCUCAGACCACCGACACGGCUUGUUGAUGCUUGUCAUGUUUAUAUUAUCGUUGUUGAAUUGGAAGAUGAUUUGUGUGACUAUGAAACAGUACUGUACACUGGAGUUUCUAUUUGUGGUGUUAAAAAUGGUUUCGGUGCUGUGAAGAUUGUUUGUGAACCAAGGCCUACUGUACGGGACACACACGGGAGACGUUUGUGGCUCACGCCAUUCAGCUGCCGUGUUGAGUAGGAUCGGAAAGCUCUGCCAACAAAAACAUGGAAACAUGGGUGCUAAGUGAUUCACUUGUCAUAUGGGAAGGCAAACAUGGUUUGGAAUGGAAGACAGAAAUGCCAGUGAACCUACUUCAUUCUAUCUCAUACCAGGAUAUGGUUCAGUGUUAUGAAGUGACGGUGGCCAUUGAUUCCAUAGAUAGAUAGAAACCUUUUGUGAUGUUCUAACAACGGUGUCAAUUCAUUCUACAUAUUUAGGGAAUAGUGGCAAUUGUAUCGUGCAAUGAUAUUGUUUGCUUUGAAGUGAAAAUGGUUUUGCUUUGCCGUGAAGGUAGGGCUGGGCGAUAUGGCCAAAACUAUAUCACUAUAGUUUACAACGGUACGGUGUUAUUUGACUGUAUUUUAUGUUUCUGAAUAAUACAAGAUCCAAAUGUGUUUUAUUAUUAGUGCAUGACACUGGAAUGGCAACAAGUUAUUUUAACAGGCUUUCUUCAUUACGGUUUUAUUCUUAAGGGCAAAAGUGACAGUGAAAUAGUCCAAUGUGUUCAACUGUUCAGUUAUUUAGCACUUAAUAAAAAACAAACAUGUUUUUGAUAGAUGUUGAUCCAGACCGGGUAGUCACGCUAUAUCGCCCAGCCCUACCUGAAGGUACAUGUGGCUUGGAGACAUUUUCCACUUAGCACAGUAAAUAUACACAGUAAUAAUCUUCCCUAGUUUUUCAUUGAUGGAUAGGUCCACUUUAUUAAACACAGUCAAUGUGUUAUUCUCACAUCUGUCUUAAAAGUGAUGAGUGAAUAUGUCAUUAAAAUAAAUGAGCAUGUGCAUGUA
This is a messenger RNA of Oncorhynchus gorbuscha (pink salmon), 2129 nucleotides long. It is a transcript of the gene lg23h7orf57, whose product is annotated as linkage group 23 C7orf57 homolog. The transcript has 8 exons. The coding region runs from base 33 to 830 and encodes 265 amino acids. Lineage: Eukaryota; Metazoa; Chordata; Actinopteri; Salmoniformes; Salmonidae. The record is from RefSeq and is a predicted model, not a curated record.